Molecule: messenger RNA, 2843 nt
Organism: Balaenoptera musculus (blue whale)
Lineage: Eukaryota; Metazoa; Chordata; Mammalia; Artiodactyla; Balaenopteridae
Gene: SLC9B2
Product: solute carrier family 9 member B2
Exons: 12
Coding region: 489-2099 (536 amino acids)
Biological process (GO): proton transmembrane transport
Cellular component (GO): membrane
Molecular function (GO): antiporter activity
Source: RefSeq, a predicted model, not a curated record
GUAGCUUCCCGGGGAGACGGCGCUCGUCCGGUCCCCAGGGCCCGGCGCGGCCGCCCACCGCGCGGCGCCGCCCCGAGGUCCCGGGAAGUGGACCCGCGGUUGUCCGGGCCCCCAGUCAAGCCGCGCGCCCGCCCCCUGAGGCCCCAAACCCGCGGAGAGCGCGUGGGGUGGCCGCUACGGGGUCCCAACCCGCCCGGGCUCCCUGAGCGGUCCACACAGCCCGCGCCCGGCCGCCUUCCCGGAACCGCCCACGCCGCGGGGAAGGCGGGGCCGCGGACACCCGGCGGCGCGCCCAGCGCCCCGCUAUCUGCAAUAAUUGCAGCAUCCGCCGCCGCCUGGGGCGAUGCGCCACCCGGAAACCGGCUCCGCCAGGCUACACCGCAGGCCUUUGAGCCCCUUUUCGCAUCCGUGGGGCUGAGCUGGCUGCCUGAGCCGGAGAGCUUUAGAUCCUGUUCUUCUUCCCUCUAUCAUAUUCUUAAUUAUAAAUCAUGGAGAAUCAAGAUAAAACAAUUAACCAUGAAGAUUCAGAACCAUCCACAGAGGUGAAUCACACAGCCUCCAGGUGUCAAGAAAAACAGGAGGAAACAGUUAUGAACCCCAGAGGUAUAGAUGGAAAUGAACCAACAGAAGGAAGUAACCUACUGAAUAGCAAUGAAAAAAUGCAAGAAACACCAGCUGAACCAAAUCAUUUGCAAAGACUAAGACAAACAUUUGCUUGCCCUCCACGUGGUUUACUGGAUAGAGUAAUAACAAAUGUUACCAUGGUGGUUCUUCUGUGGGCUAUAGUUUGGUCAAUUACUGGCCCUGAAUGUCUUCCUGGAGGAAACCUGUUCGGAAUUAUAAUCCUAUUCUAUUGUGCCGUCAUUGGAGGUAAACUUUUGGGGCUCAUUAAGUUACCUACAUUACCUCCACUGCCUCCCCUUCUGGGCAUGCUGCUUGCUGGGUUUCUCAUCAGAAAUAUCCCUGUCAUCAGUGAUAACGUACAGAUCAAGCACAAGUGGUCUUCUGCUUUGAGAAGCAUAGCCCUGGCUGUCAUAUUGGUUCGCGCUGGCCUUGGGCUUGAUUCAAAUGCCCUGAAGAAGUUGAAGGGUGUUUGUGUAAGAUUAUCCUUGGGUCCUUGUCUUGUGGAGGCGUGUGCAUCUGCUCUUCUUGCCCACUUCCUCAUGGGUUUACCGUGGCAAUGGGGAUUUAUGCUGGGUUUUGUUUUAGGUGCUGUAUCUCCAGCUGUCGUGGUGCCUUCAAUGCUCCUUUUGCAGGAAGGAGGCUAUGGUGUUGAAAAAGGCGUCCCGACCUUACUCAUGGCUGCUGGCAGCUUCGAUGAUAUUCUGGCCAUCACUGGCUUCAACACCUGCCUGGGCAUGGCCUUUUCCACAGGCUCCACAGUUUUUAAUGUCCUCAAAGGAGUUUUGGAGGUGGUAAUUGGUAUGGCAACUGGAUUGCUUCUUGGAUUUUUUAUUCAGUAUUUUCCAAGCAGUGACCAGGACAAGCUCGUGUGGAAGAGAGCAUUCCUGGUCUUGGGGCUGUCUGUGCUGGCUGUGUUCAGCAGCCUGUAUUUUGGUUUCCCUGGGUCAGGAGGACUGUGCACGCUGGUCCUGGCUUUCCUUGCAGGCAAGGGAUGGGCCAGCGCAAAGGCAGACGUUGAAAAGGUUAUAGCAGUUGCCUGGUUCAUCUUUCAGCCCCUUCUCUUUGGACUGAUUGGAGCAGAGGUAUCCAUUACAUCUCUCAGACCAGAAACUGUAGGCCUUUGUGUUGCCACCCUGGGCAUUGCAGUAUUGAUACGAAUUUUGGCUACAUAUCUGCUGGUGUGUUUUGCUGGUUUUAACUUUAAGGAAAAGAUAUUUAUUUCUUUUGCAUGGCUUCCAAAGGCCACAGUCCAGGCUGCAAUAGGAUCUGUGGCUUUGGACACAGCAAGAUCACAUGGAGAGAAACAGUUAGAAGGAUAUGGAAUGGAUGUGUUGACAGUGGCAUUUUUGGCCAUCCUCAUCACAGCCCCAAUUGGAAGUCUACUUAUUGGUUUGCUAGGCCCCAGACUUCUCCAGAAAGCUGAACAUCAAAAUAAAGAUGAAGAAGAUCAAGGAGAGACUUCUAUACAGGUUUAGAGGUGAAAAGAGAGAAUGCUGAAUAUAGUCAUCAGAAAGCUGCUCUCGGAGGCUACUUUUAUCAACUAGCAGAGGCUACUUUUAUCCAUGUGGAUAUUGACAUAUGUAAUGUUUAAGCUUAAAAUAUACUAGAACCAAAGUGUGGCUAUUUCUUUAAACAGCAUUUUUAGUCAUUACCCUUUCCAUAUGGGGGGACGGGGGUAAUGUUCUACAUCUCCAACCUGAUCUCUACCUUCUUUUUUUUUUUCACACACCUAUUCAUCAUUAUAUCUUAAUUUUUAUAGGGACAUAUACACUUGAAUGUACUACCACAAUUUAAUUUCAGUGUCCUGUUCUGCUAGCCAACAGCAUGCUCUGACUUACUAUUACCAUCACAGUUUCAUGAUUCAUGGUCACCUAGCCUCUCAUGCCUUGAAUUGUUUUGGGCUCCUCUUUUCUUUUUUUAAAAUACCAUAAUACAAUCCCUCAUCAAUUUCUACAACAGCCUCAUGAAUAUCAUAUUAAUCAGGGUAAGGUAAGCUGCUAUAAUGAAGAAAUGAAACAUGAAAUACUUAAAUAGAGAAAUUUAUUUCCCUCUUAUGAAACCAGCUGACAGGGUUACUCUGCUCAUGCGGUCUACUCAGAGACCCAUGUCCUUCUGUCUUGAGGCUCUGCCAUGCCCUAGCUUAGGACAAAGGUUAUAGAUGUCUGUCCCCUUUCUAAUCCUCGGGAAGAAGGAAAAAAGAAAGUCCAAGGCAAGCAAUU